Messenger RNA from Carica papaya (papaya), 918 nucleotides. Its product is annotated as umecyanin-like. Gene Ontology annotation, molecular function: electron transfer activity. NCBI's taxonomy places the organism in Eukaryota, Viridiplantae, Streptophyta, Magnoliopsida, Brassicales, Caricaceae. The record is from RefSeq and is a predicted model, not a curated record. Gene Ontology annotation, cellular component: plasma membrane.
GACUUUUUACUCUUCCCUUUUUCUCCACCGCAUACCUUUCUCUCUCUCUCUCUCUCUAUAUAUAUGUCUGUAUGUAUGUAUGCAUGUAUUAGAAUCAAAGCACAGGGCUAGGUUUAUACCCACCAAACCAAACACCGAAACCAGAUCCGCACAGGGGCGACUUGAACCGCAGAGAACAUGGCUGUGUCAACCAAAACGGCAGUGUUUUUGGUCUUCGUCAUAGCAGCAGCAGUUCCUCUGCAGAUAGCAAACGCAGAAGAUCACGACGUCGGCGACGAUACCGAUUGGCAAGUCCCCAACGACGUCAAUUUCUACGCCACUUGGGCUUCCCGACGAACCUUCAGAGUCGGCGACACUCUAGAGUUUGAAUUUACGACUGGAGCUCACAAUGUUGCGGAAGUGACAAAGGCAGCUUUUGAAGCCUGCAACACUUCCAACCCCAUCGCCGUUACGACCACCGGACCGGCCACUAUCGCCCUUAACGCCACUGGCGAACGCUUCUUCAUUUGCACAAUUCCCACUCACUGUACCAGAGGCCAGAAACUAGCAGUUAACGUUGUCAGUGCCAAUGCUCCCCCCACCUCCGCCCCCACGACCCCUACUACUCCUGGAACACCCAAUACAACUUCGACUCCACCGUCGCCCAGCUCGGCCUCCUCCCUCUCCGCGGCUACUUUCUUGGUUACCUUCCUGUACUCUGUUAUAGUUUUGUUGUGUUAGGAGUUUAUUUAUGUCAGCAUAUAUAUAUAUAUAUACAUAUAUAGUCCUCGUCUGGUAUUUAAUUUACAGGGUUGUUGUACUCGAUGUUGUUCAUUGUAUCCUGUGGCAUAAUAAAUUAGAGGUGUUUUCAGCUAUGGAGUUUGAAUUAAUGGAGUUUGUUUUACAACUCCAGCAGUAUUAUGGACUUGUGGUUUGUGA